Pezoporus flaviventris is the source of this 4252-nucleotide messenger RNA. It is a transcript of the gene PERM1, whose product is annotated as PPARGC1 and ESRR induced regulator, muscle 1. Bases 154 to 2550 code for a protein of 798 amino acids. Gene Ontology annotation, biological process: regulation of DNA-templated transcription; response to muscle activity. The record is from RefSeq and is a predicted model, not a curated record. Lineage: Eukaryota; Metazoa; Chordata; Aves; Psittaciformes; Psittacidae. The transcript has 4 exons. Gene Ontology annotation, cellular component: cytoplasm; nucleus.
GAGGGGGGGUGUCUAAUUUUAGCCCCUGAAUGGAUCUGUGCUGGAGCCGAGCUCUCUGCCCCUGUCAAGGGUACAGCAUCAUGUUGUGCUGGGAGGAUUUUCCUGCGUGGCUCUUUGAAUGGCUCCAUCACCGGCUCAGGUUGUGGUACAGGCAUGGAUGACUUCGAGUACAGCAUCCAGCUGAACGACAGGGACUGGGCUGAGUUCUUCUUGGCGGUGGAGGAGUGCAACCUCGCGCCGGCCUCGCUGGCCACAGCGGAGGAGCAGAGCCUCAGUGACAUUGAGCAAGGGGACGGCGUGCCGGGCAGCACAGACGGGCCGGUCACAGCCAGGGUGGGCAGCAGGCCAGGGCCUGGCACGGGCAGCUCUGCCCCACGUGGGGUGACCGGAGACGCCUGUCCAGGCUGGAAGGCCGACGGGCACCUCUCCGUGCCGGAGCUCCUCUCGGACGAAGCGGACGUGGGCUCUGCUGGCAGGAUCCUGUGUGCGAGCGGAGAGCCCGGCUGCCCUUCAUCCGCUCCAAUGCCCAGUGUGCAGGGCAGGCAGCCCCCCUGCCCUCCCGCAGGCACCGCUGCCAGCCCGGCCGGUGGCACAGCGCAGGACGCAGCAUGCGAAGCAGCAGCACCGCAGCCACAGAAAGGAGCAGGCAGCGGUAGCCCGGCUAUGGAGCGUCCCGGCAACCCGGCUGGAAGGAGCGAGCACGGAGGGGAUGCAGGAGCGGCUCCGGGACAGGGCGGCUCGCCCGCGGUGCCUGCUUCCCCAGGGAGAUCCGCGAGGAAAGGUCUCGGCAGCGCUUCCCGCUUGGAACCAGGACCACGGGGACCCCCGCGUGAACCCCCCCUGAGUCCAGCGCUGGAGGCAGCCCCCAAAGCUCCCGUGUCCCCAGCACGGGAGGAGGCGAGCGGGGACAGAGCCGGCUCCGAGCGCUGCUCCCCCGCCGGCUCCCCGGAGGUUGUGAGGCCCAAGGUGCCAGCGCAGACGAGGAAGAGCCGGCGGCAGCGGGGAGUCAGUGCCACCGAGGCAGCCCCGGGGGACAAGGAGCCGGUGGGGGCUGCAGGACAGGGGACUGCGGUGCCCAUAAAGGCACCUUUAAGCUCGCCACUGUCCUCAAGGAAGAGUAAAGGGAAGGAGAAGGCAGCCAAGCCGGCCCCUGUGAGGAUGGGCAGCGAGGAAGCAGUGGAGAGCAAAAAGCUGGUGCCCAGCCCUGGUGUGGAUGAGGGUGAUCUGGCUGCAAGCUUAUCCCCAAAGCAGAAGGUGAAGGAGAAGGCAGCCAAGCCGGCUCCUGUGAGGACGGGGAGUGAGGAGGCAGUGGAGAGCAAAAAGCCAGUGCUCAGCCCUGGUGUGGAUGAGGGUGAUGCAGCUGUGAGCAUCCCCUUGAAGCAGAAGGUGAAGGACCCAGCCCCUAAACCAGCUCCUGUGAGGCUGGGCAGUGAGGAAGCAGCAGAGAACAAGCAGCCGGUGCCCAGCCCUAGUGUGGAUGAGGGUGGCCCAGCCAUGAGCACUCCCCCAGAGCAGAAAGUGAAGGAGCCGGUGGCACAGCCCCUGGGGAAGGUGAAGGCCACCAAGCAACCAAAGGCAGGGCAGGCUGGUGGCCUGGGGGUACGUGACACUGUGAUCCCCGAUGGCGCCAGCAGAGCCACAGCUCCUUCAGGAGGGGCAUGCCAGGAGAAGCCUCUUCACCCCAAGAGUGUGGUGGCUUUUGGGGGGCAUGCUGCAGACAGAGCUCAUGCGGAGCCUGCAGCUGAGGUCCCCAGGGAGCUGGGUCCCCCUUGCUUUGAAGCUGGGACCUUCGCAGGGACAAACACCCUGGACGUGACUUGGCCUGAGAUGUAUGACUAUUUGUUCUGUGACUCCCAAGAGGAAGAAGAAGGAACAUGGGACUCAGUGGAGGGGGGAAAAACACUGGAAAGGGAAAUCUCCUUGCCUGAACUCUAUGAGUAUUUUUUCAAUGAACCAGAAGGAAAGAGGAAAAAAGCCAAGAGUAAAGACAGGAAGCGAAAGAAGUUCAGCAGCUUGGACCACACUGAGCUGCAAAAUGAGGAUGCCGACUUGGAUCCAGUCAAAGACUCCGUGGUUAUCUCAGUCCCUGAGGUGUACGAACACUUCUUUGUGGAUGGGCCUGGGAACAGGGGGGGCUGGAGAGGGAUGUUCUCCAUUGCUCCCACCUCCGAGGUGAAGAAAGCUGUGGGGGCUUUGAAGACCCUCUUGCAAAGGCAUCUCGUCGGACGCCAAGUCCCAGCACCCCAGGCUCUUGUGCGGAGAGGAUCCGGAGAGAAUCUCCCCCUCGUCCCGCUAGGUCUGCUGGGAAGAAGCGAGGCACAGUCUGACUUGGACAUGGCCCUUGCACUGAGAGGGAGCCCCCAGGUUCCACUGGCGCUGACCCACAAAGACAUGUGCCUCGUCUUCUGUGCCUUUGCCUCCUGGGCAGUGAAGACCUCCGACCUGCAGGCUCCGGAUGCCUGGAAGACCAUGUUCCUGGCAACUUUUGGCACCCUUUCUGCCAUCCGCUACUUCCGAAGGCAGGUCAGAGAAGGACGUCCCCGGACCUAGUCCCAGCACACGCCAGCGAUGCUUCCCGAGGACAGGCGAGGACAUUUGGAGGCAGAAGCUGGGGACUUUGCUCUUGGGCAAGUGUGAAAAGCCUGGAUCCCAGCACCGAGACUUCAAUGGACCCAUCCCUAAGGGGGACAGGAUGUCGCAGGAAGCAGGAUCCUUCCGGUGACAGUCAUUUACAACACGGUAGGCAGUUUGUACCUGGAUUGGACAGAAGAGGAGCCCGGUGUGGGCUGGCUCUGGUCUUUCUUUGCACACUUCUUGCAUAUUUGUGCUAUCUCCUAGGAGUAGUCACAGUGUCUGUUCUAGGGCGCUGCUUGUCCAUCCUCCCUGCUGAAGUCACCUGGUGGCAAAGGAAGGCACCGAGGUGGUGGAUGGAGGAGAGAGCAAAAGAAACCAGGAAAGUGCUUUGUUCUUAUGAAGGAGCUGGCUUAUCUGUGAAGGAGGAGAGAGCUUUGGGGAAGAGCUGUGUCUGUCCAAACAUGGGGCUUUGCUAAGCAUGUGCUGGCUGUGUGUGGGUGAAGGGGGAUGGAGAUGCUGCUCACUUGGCAAGGACCAGGUCCCCCAUGACCGGGUUGGCUCAGGGCAGGAGGACUCAUCCUCUUGGACUGUGCUCAAAGAAGUCAUGCUCAGUCUAACAGUUCAGCAGGCUGAGAUAGGGUUUCUGUUGCAUGUGGCCCUGCUGAGCCACAGCCAUGGAUGUGGCGUUUGGCCCUGUGCGUGCGGAGCACCCGCUGCAAGGACACAUCUCACUGCUGCAGGCAGGGAACGGGCAGGAAGCCUGCAGCCAGAGCCAGGGGAAGGGGCGGCAGGGAAGGGCUCUAUAGGAGCUGCCCAUGAUGGAAAGGGGCUGCAGGGGCAGCAGGGAAAGGGGCCGAGCUCAGGGAAGCCUCUGGAAAGAGCCCUCUUAAGGACAGGAGCAUGUCGGAGAAGAGGAAAAGGUAUGUGCACAUGUUUGGCUCUGACAAUCACCACAUGAAGGGUCUAGAUACAUGACUUGGUCCCUCCACUGCCUUCCAUCCUAGAGACAUAAAGGUGGCUGGGAGGAGAUGGCAAAGGAGGAAGUGCCAUGGCUGAGUGCGUAACCCUGUGGGACUGGAGAGGGCUGGAAUGGACCCAGGAUGGAAGAUGGGGUGAAAAAGGAAAAGGAAGUGGUUCAGUUUCUUCCCUGUCUCUAGUGCCUUCCUGAACACUCAAGGGCAUUAUUCAUGAUGGCUUUUCUUCACUCCCAAGUCUGAUAACAGCAUGAAUGUGAGAUUUGUUAAGCACUUAGGGACCAGAUCCAUAAAGAUACCGGGGGAAGUCUGCCCGGAAUACCUGUGUGGAUCUGCCUAUGAGCUUUGUAGGAGCACUGUGGCAAUGUUUGUCUUAUGAAGCCAGAGAGGAGAGGUUUAGCUCUUUCCUUGCAAUGCAGAGUGCCAUGCAAUUUUAAUGUGUGUAGGGAUGUGUUGAAGAUGAUGUAUUAUUGCUGAUGAGAGCACAUUGUACAAUUGUACAGAGAGGUAUGUAGCAGUAAACAGCAAGAGAGAGAUGUACAUGGACUAUAUAUGUAUAUGGAUUAUAGUAUAUAGAUGUAUAUGACCAUAUAUAGAUGUAUAUGGACUAUAGUAGCUGUAUCGCCAGUAAGAGGAGUUUGGUGGAGGAAGAGAACAGAUAAAAUGUGCUGGAAGCUUCUAAUAAAGAUCUAUCUCAUUUAAUA